Messenger RNA from Arvicola amphibius (Eurasian water vole), 2580 nucleotides. RefSeq names its product protocadherin gamma-B5-like. The coding region runs from base 1 to 2580 and encodes 859 amino acids. The transcript has a single exon. Gene Ontology annotation, molecular function: calcium ion binding. Gene Ontology annotation, biological process: homophilic cell-cell adhesion. Gene Ontology annotation, cellular component: plasma membrane. The record is from RefSeq and is a predicted model, not a curated record. Lineage: Eukaryota; Metazoa; Chordata; Mammalia; Rodentia; Cricetidae.
AUGUGGGAGGGCGCUGCCGAAAGACGCUGGGUACAGAGGCUGCCAGUGCUCCUUCCUUUCCUGCUGCCUUUGUUCUGCACCGCGCUCUCUGAGCAGAUCCGCUACAAGAUCCCCGAGGAAAUGCCCACCGGCUCGGUAGUGGGGAACCUCGCCAAGGACUUGGGCUUCAGUGUCCAGGAACUACCGACGCGAAAGCUGCGUAUCAGUUCCAAAAAGCCUUACUUCAGCGUGAGUGCAACCAGCGGAGAGUUGCUAGUGAGCAGUAGGCUGGACAGGGAGCAGAUUUGCGGGAAGAAGCCGUUGUGUGUUCUGGAAUUUGAGGCUGUUGCUGAAAAUCCGUUGAACUUUUAUCACGUGAGCGUGGAGCUUGAGGACAUUAAUGACCACAUGCCAAAAUUCACGCACAUUUUCUCGGAGCUGCAAAUAAGUGAGUCUGCACAACCGGGCACCCGAUUUAUAUUAGAGGUAGCAGAAGAUGCGGAUAUUGCCAUAAACUCGCUACAGAAUUAUAAACUCUCUCUUAGCCCUAGUUUCUCACUAGUGAAUAAAGAAAAACAAGAUGGUAGUAAAUACCCGGAGUUGGUAUUGGAGAACACUUUAGACCGUGAGCAGCAGAAUUUCUACCGAUUAGUUCUGACUGCUUUUGACGGCGGGAAUCCUCCCCUAAGUGGUACUACUGAGCUUCGGAUCCAAGUUACUGAUGCCAACGAUAAUCCUCCCGUGUUCAACCAGGAAGUGUACAGAGUUCGCCUUCCAGAAAACGUGCCCCCAGGCACAACUGUGCUACAGGUGACAGCUACCGACAAGGAUGAGGGCGUGAAUUCAGAGAUUACUUAUUCCUUCUACAGAGCUGGACAAGUGUUCAGUCUAAAUUCAAAGAGUGGAGAAAUUACAACCCAGAGGACACUGGAUUUUGAAGAAAUCAAAGACUAUUCUAUAGUGGUGGAAGCGCGUGAUGGCGGAGGCCUGGUUGCUCAAUGCACAGUUGAAAUUAGCAUUCAGGAUGAAAAUGACAACAGCCCAGAAAUUACAGUUCACUCUCUACUCGAAACGAUUCCAGAAAACGCAGCACCGGGAACACUAAUUGCAUUGAUCAAAAUCCACGAUGGAGAUUUCGGGGAAAACAGGGAGGUUAAUUGUGGACUAGACGGUGAGGUGCCCUUCAAAAUUAUCUCAUCUUCCAAAAACUCAUAUAAAUUAGUAACAGAUAGAACCUUAGACCGAGAGCUGACCCCAGAAUACAAUGUCACCAUCACCGCAAUUGAUAGAGGCAAGCCACCCCUCUCCUCCACGACAAAAAUCAUCCUACACAUUGGUGACGUCAAUGACAACACUCCGCUUUUCCAUCAGACAUCCUACUUGGUGUAUGUAGCCGAGAACAACCCACCUGGAGCCUCCAUCGCCCAAGUCAGCGCAUCUGACCCGGAUUUGGGAUCCAAUGGUGAUGUUUCCUACUCCAUCAUAGCCAGCGACCUGGAACCUAAAUCGCUGUGGUCAUAUGUGACCGUGAACGCACAGAGCGGAGUGGUGUUCGCGCAGCGCGCCUUCGACCACGAGCAGCUGCGCUCCUUCCAGCUGACACUGCAGGCACGCGACCAGGGCUCGCCCGCGCUCAGCGCCAACGUGAGCAUGCGCGUGCUAAUAGGUGAUCGCAACGACAAUGCACCACGCGUGCUGUACCCCGCGCUCGAGCCCGAUGGCUCAGCGCUUUUCGACAUGGUACCGCGUGCCGCCGAGCCCGGAUACCUGGUCACCAAAGUGGUGGCAGUGGAUGCUGACUCCGGACACAAUGCCUGGUUGUCGUACCACGUGCUGCAGGCCAGCGAUCCCGGACUCUUCAGCCUGGGCCUGCGCACUGGCGAGGUGCGCACAGCGCGUGCCUUGGGAGACAAGGACGCGGCGCGGCAGCGUCUGUUGGUUGGUGUUCGCGAUGGUGGACAGCCACCGCUCUCGGCCACCGCCACGCUGCUUCUAGUAUUCGCUGACAGCCUGCAGGAGGCCCUGCCAGACCUCAGUGACAGCCCACUAUCCCCUGACCCUCAAUCCGAGCUGCAGUUCUACUUGGUGGUGGCCUUGGCCUUGAUUUCUGUGCUUUUCCUCCUGGCUGUGAUUCUAGCCAUCGCGCUUCGACUGCGACACUCUUCCAGCCCCUCUGUCUGGGGCUGCUUUCAGCCUGGAUUUUGUUCUGAAUCUAGACCUGUGGUUCCCCCCAACUACAGCGACGGUACUUUACCAUAUUCCUAUAAUCUGUAUGGUGCACAUGUCGGAAAGACAGAGUGUAAUUUUCUAAAAUGCAGUGAGCCAUUGAGUUCAGGACAAGGCCUUCUUUGCCCUGAGUCAUCCGGGGCCUUGUUUCCAAUUUGUGAUCCCAGUGAGCCGACUUCCCACCCGGAACCUCUAACACCGGUGAGUUCCAUUGAAACUUUUGCUUCUCUCUUCCUGAACUACACAACUAUCUAUAGUCACGUGCCAGUACAGCACGUUUUCUGGUCGUGUGAGUCCUCUUCAAAAAAGUUAAAAUGCCUCAAAGUUCUAUUUCCUUUCAUCAAUGAAGAUGACGUGAAAUGUGACAUAAAAUAA